Messenger RNA from Talaromyces amestolkiae, 2424 nucleotides. RefSeq lists its product as uncharacterized. Gene Ontology annotation, molecular function: transmembrane transporter activity; ATP binding; protein serine/threonine kinase activity. NCBI's taxonomy places the organism in Eukaryota, Fungi, Ascomycota, Eurotiomycetes, Eurotiales, Trichocomaceae. The record is from RefSeq and is a predicted model, not a curated record. The transcript is spliced from 6 exons. The coding region runs from base 1 to 2424 and encodes 807 amino acids. Gene Ontology annotation, biological process: transmembrane transport; protein phosphorylation.
AUGAACAAAAAAUCUUGGAGGUCAAUAUUGAAUAUUCGGCAAAAAGACAUAGAAAAAGGAAAUAGUCCUCCUCUCCCUCUUGAUACAGAAUAUAUCGUCAAAUGGGCACCGGAUGACCCUCUAAACCCCCAAAAUUGGUCCAAUCGAUACAGAUGGUGGGUUACUUUCCAACUCGGGCUGUUGGCAUUAGUCGGUAGUCUCGGCUCUAGCAUUCUCACGCCAGCCGAUGACACUAUUGCGGCAUAUAUUGGGGUCAGCAAUGAGGUUUCCGUUCUGAGUCUCUCUCUUUACGUUGUUGGCUUUGUGCUCGGUCCCAUCGUUUGGGCUCCUAUUUCCGAGAUUUGGGGUCGCAGAAUCAGCAUCUUGCCCGCCGUCUUCCUCCAGGCUAUUUUCUGUAUUGCGACUGGACGUAGCAAGAAUGCAGCUUCGGUAUUUGUCACGCGUUUCUUUGCGGGAUUCUUUGGCUCUGCACCAAUCAGUAAUGUGACUGCUGCUCUGGGUGAUAUGUGGAGCAAGGAAACCCGGGGGACUGCGGUAAGUCUGUAUGCUGUAGCAGUCAACGGUGGCCCGGCUUUGGGCCCUAUCAUUGGUGCUGCGCUUGUGUUGAAUGAUGAUUUGGGCUGGCGAUGGGCUGCGUACAUACAAGCUAUUUGGGGCUUUGUCGUCUUCACGCUCACCUUCUUUUGUCUGCCAGAGGUGUUUCCUUUGGUCUUACUCAAACGAAAGGCGCAACAGAUUCGAAAGGAGACAAAUGAUCCGAGAUACUAUCAUCCUCAUGAGCAUAUGCAACUCGACUUCCAUUCAAUACUCACCAAACAACUGGCUCGCCCGCUGAGGAUGCUAGUCACUGAGCCUAUAGUCACUUGUAUUGCAUUCUAUGCCGCGUUUGUCUACGGAGUCAUGUAUCUGGCCCUCGAGUUGUUCCCGAUUGUGUUCGAAAAAGAACGUGGGUGGAACCCUGUGAUUGGCUCUCUACCAUUCCUCGGCCUUUUGAUUGGUGUUGUAUCCUCCGUGGGCCUAAAUAUCUGGAACCAGUAUCGCUACAACCGAAUCUCGCGCGCAGCGAACGGGGCUACUGUUCCAGAAGCACGACUUCCGCCCAUGGCAUUCGGUGCAGUCUUCAUGGUCGUGGGACUCUUCUGGUUCGGUUGGACAGCAGAACCUCCCCAUCACUGGAUCUUGCCUUGUCUAGCGGCAGUCUUUAUUGGAAUAGGGUUUAAUUGCAUCUUCCAGCAGUGCCUUAAUUUCCUGAUUGAUGUGUAUAGAAUUUAUGCGGCUAGUGCCACGGCAGCAGUCACUUUUCUGCGCAGUUUAAUGGCUGCUGGUCUUCCACUGGCUGCAAUGCCGAUGGACGUAAUGGCUCGCGUGUGUGCCGGUUGCGGCCGCAACCUCCCUCAGUCAUCAUACACAGAGUACCAAUACUCCAAGGGCCCUGGCCUCUCUCGUUGUGCAAACUGUGUCCACCAUCGCGAUUCUUACACCCUUUUUGCCGUGCAAUCCAAUAGUGGUCGGUAUAACCAAUCCGAACUUUCUAUGUUCAAGAAUAGACAUCUUAAACACCCUUUUGGACGAGGUGCUUUCCGAUGGGUGGCCAAGGGACACUAUGUUUCAGGGCCUCGUCAGGGUCAGCGAUGUGUUGCGAAAUGGUUCAAGACUGGUGCAGUAUUCUCUGACGACUUUUUCACUCUCGAUAUCAAGGCUGUUGACAAGGCCUUGGAGAUAGUCGAGCGGUUCAAUCGGCUCAAUAUGAUCAACAACGUCAUCAAAAUCAAUAUACCCGCAGUAUGGCGCUUUGACGACGAUUCUGAGGGAAACUGGGCAGGCCAAAUGGCUCUAUGUGAGCCUUACAUCCACAGCUAUCAGAAGUGGAACAGCAACAGUGGGUGGAAAAACGAUUCCACAUCUUGGGGAAAAGUUAUGCAAGCCCUUAGUCAUUUUAGCUUCCACAUCUCUGAUGGACAUUACGUCCUGUGUGAUCUUCAAGGUGGUAUACAUCAAAACGAAGCUGUCCUCUCUGACCCUGUCAUCCUAUCUAUAACCCGCGAGUAUGGCGUCACUGAUCUUGGUGUUAAAGCGCCCGGUACAACUAUGAUUCCGAAGCAUACCGAUAUUCUUCCCUCAACACAUGUUAACACAAGGAACAAAUACAAAGCACUUCCUGGCAUCGACUCCAACGGGGAUGCUAUAAGCAAUGCCGACUCCGAGGUUCUGUUGACCAAGUACGGCAAUGCAACCAAUCCCACAAAUACCAAUUACACCACUGCAGCCGGCUACCCUGUCUACGAGUACUAUGUAAAGUCGUCGAUAGGUCCACAGGCCAACAUGAUAAGCUCUGGAGAUGCGCUUUUCGACAGCUUUGAGACUAUUGGUGCUGACGGAACGGUCCGCAUUCUGGCUGGCUCGCGCACCGUCACGGGGAAUUGA